Varanus komodoensis (Komodo dragon) is the source of this 4166-nucleotide messenger RNA. It is a transcript of the gene BRAT1, whose product is annotated as BRCA1 associated ATM activator 1. Bases 590 to 3097 code for a protein of 835 amino acids. NCBI's taxonomy places the organism in Eukaryota, Metazoa, Chordata, Lepidosauria, Squamata, Varanidae. The transcript has 13 exons. The record is from RefSeq and is a predicted model, not a curated record. Gene Ontology annotation, cellular component: nucleus. Gene Ontology annotation, biological process: cell population proliferation; DNA damage response; positive regulation of protein phosphorylation.
CUCCCUCCAGGUGAAGGCCGCUGCACCCUCGCUUCGAGAGGGGUCGUUUUUGCCCAGCCGGGGUGGCAGCGCUCAAGAUGCUGUCCUCGCCAUGCCUUUUCGGAUGAUCGUUACGAAACAUGCGUGCAAGCCUCGCACGCGUGCAAGCCUCCUCUCUGAUUCACGCGGCUGACUCCCGCGCACCCUCACUCGCGAGCGAGCCCCUGAAAUCGGAGCGCAGACUUCGGGGUAGACACGGGGAAAGUCAGUCGGGCUUCUGUAGGCGGACCAAACUUGGCAUUUCCAGGGCUCAGGCGGUGUGCGAUGCCUGGGGAGUCAGCUCCGUGUCGUUCGCGGUCGUGGGACUCCGCUGCAGAAAGGGGCUUGGAGUAAAGGCGCACCAGAGAAAUCGGCAAGCCCCAUUUCCAUCGCGGCCACUUUUCCUGACGCCUUCACGGUCCCCAGCCCCACACUCUGUACAUUGAUCAGUUGCUAACCCUUACACAGUAUUUUUCCUCUCUGGGUUUCUCUUAAGAAUAUGAGCCAUUAAGGGAAAAAAAAAGGCACCGAUUUCUUUCUGGAGGAACAGAAACGGAUCCUCAAGCUCAGGAUGGAUGUAAAGUGUGCCCAACUCCUUCCUUCCGUCUGCACCGUUCUAGCGGACCCAAGAUCUCCAGUUUCAGAUGACACCUGUUUAGAAAAGUUACUAGACUGGUUUAAGACCUUGACGAACACUGUGCCCAGCCUGCUGCUGUUAGAGGAAAAUCCCUGUUUGACGGAGCUGAUCCUUGCAGUGCUCAGACAAGAGGAGCUGGACCCUGGCAUCCUUUCCUUUGUGCUGCGGCUCACGGGGAUACUCGCCCAGACUGAAGCCAGUUUCCAGCGCCUGCAGGGAGAGGUGGUGUUUGGUGCCUUUGGCGAAGCGGGCCCCCUUGGCAGUGCAUUGUGGGAAGACAUGUCCAUCCGGAGCGGCUGGGUCCAGGGAGCCUACACAAUGCUGCAACACUACAGUGCCUUCCAGUUUCUGUGCAACUCCGGAGCCCUGGAUGUGAUUUUCACCCUUCAAGGAGACCGCAGCCUGUUCGUUGCUUCGGGGGCCAAUCGGCUUCUUGCCCGCAUGCUCAUCUUCUCGGUGCAGUCCGAACCAUCUCGCCUGCUCAGCACCAAGGACUGUGAUUGGCCAGCCUGUGCACGGAUGAUCAUGGCUCGAGUCGAGGAGUCCCUUCAGUCCCGUGCCGCCUCUCGCGUUCAACAUUCCUUGAAGUUGCUAACGACAUUGUUUGAACACAGCCAGGAUGCAUGGACUGAAGUGCUUUGGUCUUGGAUAGCAGACACUGUCGGGUCCCUUCUGACAGAGGAACCAGUCCUGGCUGGACAUUCGCUGGUGGAUCUGUUCCUUAACAUGGCGAGAUCUCCAGCAUUUAGCUCUCCUGAAUGCAGCCUCUGGAGGCUGGUCGCACUUGCCCUAAAGAACUUAAGCCCAGCUCAGGCUGGUCCCCUGGCCUUGGGGCUCUUGAAACUGGAGGCAUGCCCGCAGGCAAUCAAGACGCAAAGUCUGACUGUCCUCGUCUUGCCGAUGAGCUGCAUCUGUAGAAGCGUUUCUGACUCUGUGGACUUCCCAGGUCUGCUGGAAGGUCCUCCUUCCAACGCUGCUCCCGUGGAGUCCGUCCUCUCGUCCAGGUCUUCCUGCGUCAGUCUCCUGUGCCAAUCCUUGGCUUAUCUUGAGGAGAUCCAGUGUUUGGCUUGCGCCUCUGUGGAUUUCCCCCAUAAGCCUCUGCUGCACUCGGUGGUGACCAUCCUGCAGUUUUGUGUCGGCCUCGCUGUUCCGGUCUCCGCCCUGGGAGUGUCGGUUGGCAAGAUCCUGAUUGGCUGCUUCCGGGUUCAGCGGGCGGCCCUCGGUCUCCUCGGGGUGCUCUCCCGGUGGGCAGCUCUGACCCACGGCGAAGCCACGGAGCGUGUCUUUGACAUCCUGCUCGUGUAUUUGAAGAGCCCAGAUACGAGCCCUACUGUCCUGAAGAAGGCAUUCCAAGCAGCACUGAAAUGGCUUCGGAGCGUCCUGGAACCAUCCAGCUCUACUGAAGACUUUGAGCGGCACAAGCAAUUUAACAGAGAUCUCCUGCCUGUGUUACAGAAACGCCUGUGCAGCCCAAGCUGGGAAAUCCGCGACUCGUCCCUGGAGUAUCUGACGCUGUCACUGAAGUGUUUGAGGGGACAGGAGUGGUUUUGCCGCGACCUGCUCUCGUCCGAAGUGCCGGCGCUUGUGGGGGGCCUCCUGGACGACCUGGAGAGCUACGUGCGAGCCAGCGCUGUGAAAGCCUCUGGGCAGCUUUCUCUUGUCACCAGCGUUGGCUCCGAGAUGCCCAGCCUGGAAAACAACGGGGGCCACAAAGAGGCCGGCGUCGGCACUCGCUUGCUGGAAAUCUUGUCCACCGACCCCGAAGGCUUCCCUCGCAGAGCCGUGAUCAGCGUCUUCCUUGACUGGCUACGAGAAGGCCACCCCGAAGUGCUGGCCGAUCCUGAGCAGUUUAUUGCCGGGGCGAUCCAGGCUGCAAGAGCAGACUUGGACUGGGAAGUCAAGCUUACUGGCUUGGAACUGGCCGCAGUGUUUGCUGCCCAGACUUUUGGCCGGUUCGGGCUUUUGGAAGGCUCACGGACGGCCUGCCCGUCGUCUGCUGGAGGGUCCGCCUGUCCUUCUGAACUGCUGCAGACAUUCUGCCGGGUGAAGCUCUUGGAGUUUCUCUUCGGAGCCUUGCAUGACUGCGACAGGCCGGUGGCCCAGAAAGCCUGCCAGAUCCUUCAAGUGGUGAAAUCGAAGAUUUGCAAAGACAGCUGCCUGGAGCAGGAGAGGCGAUUAGAGCAAGAUGCCACGGCUGGGACAGAGGAAGAGCCGCAGGGAGCGUCUCCGUCUGUCUUGGCCCUUCCCUUUGGGGAUUCUGCUGAAAGGUCUUUCCAGGAUGCCGACAGCCUGCUCCUGACUUUAGAGACGAUAGACCUGGAGGGUUUGCAGCGGUCCCUGGAUGUAAGCAGUGACCACUUGGAGCAGAGUCCCCGGUCGCUCUUGCAAGACAUCCUUUCUGCUGCAGGGAACAAGGAAGAAAACGAAGCAGACUGUUACUGAGGACCUGGCUCAGCGCAGAAAGUGACCUGUUUGGAUAGGCAGUCCCCCAACCAAGGGCAAAACGGGCCACUUUGCAAAGGAAUACUUCCUGUAUGGGUGGGUUCCACAAAAUCCCCCUAUAGGAAGCAGUUUAUGGACAUCAUCCAGGAGUAAGAAAGUCAGAGCUAAAAGACAUGCACAAAAAUUGCUGGUGAAGGGGCAAAGUUACGAUUUCGCAUGUCAGAGUUUUUACAGUUUCAUUCCCAUAAAUGCUGUGCUACUCAGAAUAGAUCUAUGAAAUCUCCAACCUGCAAAAUCCAGGCAAGCCAUAAGUAUCCAGGUGUGCUUGUCCAGCAAGAUGGAAAAGAGUGAGCACACAGUUAAUACAGUAAGUCUUUGGGAGCGGAUUCUGCCAAGGGCAUACUCAAUUCAGCCUGCCUUGAAUUUUUAAAAUCAAUCAUCGCAGUCCAUCACUCGGGGGGAUUGAGGCCAUUCACCCUCGAUCUAGAAACAACUGGAUCGCUCUUUUUGUAACAUCGUGAUGAGCGUGCAAGAUGGGUUUCUUUGUAUUAUUGUGAGGGCUACAUGGAUGCAGUGACUCGUGUGCAGGGAAGCAAUCACGGACUGCCACUUUCCAGGAAAAAAAACACUGUGCACAAGCAUCAGAUGAAUUUGCACAUGGGUUUCAUGCUUUGUUGUGUUUUUCAGGCUCAGGCUUAGAGAUGGAUUGCUCCAUCCUUGCUCUUGGGAAUAACCCAUUUAUUAAGUAUUGCAGGCAGUUUGGCCCCGCUGAGUUUUUAUACUUGUAGGCUGAUGGCUGCUGCCCCUGCUGAGCCAGUUGUUAUCCUGGGAGUUUUCUCUUCUUACCAAUAAAAGUUAUUUUUAUCAUAGCUUCAUUUCGUCAGUUUGGGCUGAUGAGAGGUGGAAUUUUGCAGUUAAAGGCAGUCAAACAUGAAGCUACAGCUACAGGCCGGAGAGCCGAAUCCAGCCCAGCUAACUUUUGCAUCUUGUCCCUUUCAGAUCAUUUGGUUGUUUCCCUGCUUUCAUGCAGCUUUCUCCCCUGUUCUGAAAAGGUGGAACCUCUCUGUAU